Thamnophis sirtalis is the source of this 2377-nucleotide messenger RNA. RefSeq names its product platelet activating factor receptor (gene PTAFR). Gene Ontology annotation, molecular function: G protein-coupled purinergic nucleotide receptor activity; platelet activating factor receptor activity. Gene Ontology annotation, cellular component: membrane. The record is from RefSeq and is a predicted model, not a curated record. Gene Ontology annotation, biological process: chemotaxis; G protein-coupled receptor signaling pathway. Lineage: Eukaryota; Metazoa; Chordata; Lepidosauria; Squamata; Natricidae.
AAAAUAAUCACAGUGGACACUUCGGAAGAAGCCACACUGAGAUAAUCUGGACUUCCAGGAUAAAAACAUGAGAAGAAAAGCUCCUCAUUCCCCAUAAUCUGCUAGUGGGAUUAAUGUAUAAGCCACGAAUGGAGGAGGAGGACACCAUGACUACCGCAAUGGUCAGCAAACUUGAUGAAAAUGGAACCUACUCUGCACUUCUCAGGCAAACUAAGGAAUGCCAUGUGGAUUCUGAGUUCAGAUAUCUACUGUUUACCAUCUACUACAGCAUCAUUUUCAUUCUGGGCUUUGUAGCGAACACCUAUGUGCUGUGGCUUUUCACUCGGCUUUACGCUAAGAAGAAAUUAAAUGAAAUAAAAAUAUUCAUAGUCAACUUAACAACUGCUGACUUGCUUUUCCUGGUUACAUUGCCAACAUGGAUUGUUUACUACAACAACAAAGGGAAUUGGAUCAUGCCCAGUUUUCUGUGUAAUAUAGCUGGCUACUUAUUUUUCGUCAAUACGUACUGCUCUGUGGCAUUCCUGGGAGUAAUAACAUACAAUCGUUACCAAGCCGUCACAAAGCCCAUUUCAACCGUUCAAUCCAGCACACGAAGAAGAGGAAUUUAUGUCACAUUGGCUAUCUGGGUCCUAAUAGGUGUUCCUUCCAUCUAUUUUUUAGUUGAUAAUGGCACAACCACUGAGGGGCACCUGACUCGGUGUUUUGAGCGCUAUGACACCAGCGGUAAUACAACUCCUAUUCUUGCCUUCCAUGUGGUUAUUUGUAUUUGUUUCUUCGUUGCUUUCCUGCUUGUCUUGGUAUGCAAUGCUUUCAUUAUCCGGACAUUGAUGUCAAAAUCACUGCAAAGUCGGAGGAGCGCCCAUGUCAGGCAACGGGCCCUUUGGCUAGUGACCACAGUUCUGACUGUCUUCAUUCUCUGUUUUGUGCCUCACCACUUGGUGGAUCUACCCUGGACUUUGAUGGUUCUGAAGAAGUGGGACAUAAGCUGCCAAAAGCAAAAAAUAUUAAAUGAUAUCCACCAGGUUACCCUUGUUCUUCUGGGUGCCAACUGUGUCUUGGAUCCUAUCAUUUAUUGUUUUCUCACAAAAAAAUUCAGGAAACAUCUUUCUGAAAAUUUGAAAAACAUAAAAGACAGUCGAAAAUGUUCCAGGCAAACAACUGACACUGUAAUGGAGGGGAUGGUACAAUUAGACAAUUGUUUGCCUGCAUCCCCCAAACCUUAAAAGUAUUUUGAAUGCAACGUGCAGGAAGGUAUUUCUGGAACAGCAAAAAAAUGCCAAAGAACAUACAUUUGGUUAUAAUUUGCAUAUGUUAAAGGACAAGCAUAUACUGCAUAUAAAUUAGGGAAUACAAUAUAUUUCCUUACAAAGAGCAAAGAUUAUAAUCGGGAGCUUUGUGUGUCUCUUUGAUUUGCUGCCCAGAUGUCCAGCUUUUGGAAGUCUACUUUUCAUACUUAAGGAAAUGGACUGAACAUCUACACUGACAGACCUUCUGAUUGAAAAUUGUAAAGCGGAAUGAAAUGGUGACUUUCUUACAGAAGAGCAAGAUUUACUUAUCAGUAUCAAGUAAAAGCUAAUGACUAGCAAGGCUUCUUGGCAAUUUAGGGUUGCAACUCUUGUCUAAAAACAGUAAGAGCUGGAGGCCACGUAACACAAAGGCAAGAACUCUGAAAGGAGACACCAUAUCUCAAAGGAGACGACUUUGGGUAUUUGGGAAAUAAUGUGUGAAUCUCUUAUUUGAAAGCUGGAUAAGACAUUGUUGCAGUUGUGAUGCAAUAUAUAUUUGAUAAUCAGUAUUUUUUUUCAUCCUGAGAUACUUCUAAACUCUUGGGCAUCAUUUGGCACACAUCCGAUCUUUCUUGGGACCUACUGCCAAUACCUAGGACAGGGCUAUAGGAUUCCUUUCCAUCAAACAUUCUGUUCUCAUGGAUAUACUCUUUCUUUUGCUCUUUUGCCAUUCCUUCCUAUCAAGAAAGGCUGAGAGAUACAAACCAAAACUUACAGACUACUUAACACUUAGGGGUUAGUCAAGAAUCCACCUGUAGAUUUAGAAGUUGAGAUAGGAAACAAGAUGACCUAUCUUGAAACAAGCCUGGAGUAUAAGAGAGCCGUUGCCUCUAGUCCCUCAAAAAUGGAUUCUCAUUCUUUUCUUUGCAAUCAUAUCUAUGUUAAAAUAAAAGCUACAUUACAAGCUUAGAUGAAAUUAAGACUUCUGGCACAUUAUGCCCAUUUCAAUGUAUUUUCCUUCUCCACAUCUGUAACCUUUCACAUUUUGACAGGCACGCGUCUGAGACAGGAGCCUCUUGUAUCCAUGAAGGCAGUGGUGAAAUUCAGUUUUUCCUCCUACUGGUUCUGUGGCGUGGCUUGGUGGGCGUGGC